AUGAGAAACGGAGUGUAUGUUUCUUUCACGGGAGAAUCCGGCAACAGUUUGCGUCCGAGUCGUAGCAGAGCGUCGAGUACAACCAGAAUACGACCGAAGAUGGGUGACAGCUUAACCAAAGCUUCGAUUUCUCGAACAGUUACUGAGGAAGAAGAAGAUAACAUGAGAUAUGGAGAGAGAGAGGCGGUUAGGUCUGUUCUUCAGCAAGUUCUUAAUCAAAAGCAAACUUUUAGAAGCUUAAAGCAGGAUGUGCUGCCUUAUCUUGUUAAAAGUCAGAUGAGGUCUGAAAUAUUAUUAAAUGGAGCACAAGCUGAAGAAAAUGGGAAUGUGGAUAAUUAUAAUAUGGAUAAAGUAAUGUUGUCUCAGCUGCUGGCUAAUGCGUCUACACCGAGUUUUCAUGAAGUGUACGCUUUGGGUCCUAAUGGGUUUUCCCCGGCUGAGAGAAAAACCCAUAAAUGUUGUGUUUAUAUUGCCAACAAGACCAAAUAUUGUGCAAGACUAAAUUCCAUUCAAGCGUAUAGUGACAUUAACCGAGAUGUGAUAGGAGAUGCAAGUCACCUAUCUGGAUGUACAUUCUCUGUGCACAACAAUGUUAUUCAUCCAUCUGCUGUUCUUGGCUCCAAAACCACAAUAAGUUAUCUUCCUUCAAGACUCUGUAUUGGUCUAGAUGUUACGCCCAGUUUGCUAUCCUGGACUAAUUAA
Helianthus annuus (common sunflower) is the source of this 702-nucleotide messenger RNA. Its product is annotated as translation initiation factor eIF-2B subunit gamma-like. Gene Ontology annotation, cellular component: eukaryotic translation initiation factor 2B complex; guanyl-nucleotide exchange factor complex. Gene Ontology annotation, biological process: cytoplasmic translational initiation. Lineage: Eukaryota; Viridiplantae; Streptophyta; Magnoliopsida; Asterales; Asteraceae. The record is from RefSeq and is a predicted model, not a curated record. The transcript has 5 exons. The coding region runs from base 1 to 702 and encodes 233 amino acids. Gene Ontology annotation, molecular function: translation initiation factor activity; guanyl-nucleotide exchange factor activity.